CCGGUAAAGAGUGAAGAAAGUCCUGCCCAGCUGUUUGCGAACUUUUUAAGAUUUCCUGUUUCCCCCUCGGGCAGGGCUGCAGCGGAGGGGAGUGAGUCACACGCACUCCCAGAAGCAGCUGAGCUGCAGCCGCCGCCACAGCCUCCGCCGGGGCCCCUCUCUCUUCUCGCCCCCCUCCCCCCCGUUUUGCCGCCCCCCUCAGAAGAGCCCGGGCUCUCCCUCUCUGCCUAGGUGUCGGCAAAACGGAUUGGCCAUGAGCUGGCUUCCCAAGCGCGUUUUGUUGUGGGCUCUCCUCAACUGCACCGCUCACCCGCUGAUUCGGGUUACAGCUGAAGGUCACGCAACUAAGAUGCUUCAUGGUGCAGUCCCACUGCGUGGACUCUGCAAGUUUUGUGAUGUUAGGUCAACCACCUGCACAAAUGAAGGGCAUUGUCUCAGCGAUUGCAAUAUCACUUCCAUCUGUGAAAAUGCAACUGAAGUAUGCGCAGCAGUAUGGAGGAAGAACGAUGAAAAUAUAACCUUGGAAACAAUAUGUCACGAUCCCAAAGAAAAGCUUCAUGGGCACAAACUGGAUGACUCCAAUUCAAAGAGCUGUGUGAUGAAAGAAGUGAAGGGAGACGGUGGAUUGAUGUUCAUGUGCUCCUGCAACGAAGAAGAAUGCAAUGAUAAGCUUAUUUUUUCAAACAAAACCCCCUCACCUAUAGAUGAAUGGAAAGAUGUGAUUUCUAAAGUUGCAAUGAUAAGCCUUGUCCCGUUGCUUGUGGUGACAGUUGCUGUGAUUCUCAUCUUUUACUGCUACCGUAUUCAGAGGAGAAGGAAAAUCAACAAGGCAUGGGAGAAGAACAUGAAGCCCAAGAAACAUAAAGACUGUAGCGAUGUUUGCGCCAUCAUGUUAGAUGAUGACCGUUCCGACAUCAGUUCUACUUGCGCCAACAACAUUAACCAUAAUACUGAACUGUUGCCCAUUGAGUUAGACACCCUUGUGGGCAAAGGGAGGUUUGCAGAAGUCUAUAAAGCAAAACUGAAGCAAAAUACAUCAGAACAGUUUGAAACAGUGGCUGUCAAGAUCUUCCCUUAUGAAGAAUAUGCAUCUUGGAAGACUGAAAAAGACAUCUUCUCAGACAUAAACCUGAAGCAUGAGAACAUCCUUCAGUUCUUGACAGCAGAGGAGCGCAAAACUGAUUUAGGCAAACAGUACUGGUUGAUCACUGCUUUCCACUCAAAGGGAAACUUGCAGGAAUACCUCAUAAAACACAUCAUUAGCUGGGAAGACCUUUGGAAACUGGGUGGCUCUUUGGCUCGUGGAAUUGCCCACCUUCACAGUGACCAUACGCCUUGCGGCCGACCCAAGACCCCUAUUGUCCACAGAGAUCUAAAGAGUUCCAAUAUCCUGGUGAAAAAUGAUUUAACAUGCUGUCUCUGUGACUUUGGGCUAUCUUUGAGGCUGGACCCUACUCUCUCGGUAGAUGAUCUAGCUAACAGUGGACAGGUUGGCACAGCAAGGUACAUGGCUCCUGAAGUCCUGGAAUCCAGAAUGAACUUGGAUAAUGUGGAGUCCUUCAAGCAGACUGAUGUUUAUUCCAUGGCUUUGGUUCUCUGGGAAAUGACCUCUCGCUGCAAUAGUGUUGGAGAGGUGAAAGACUAUGAACCACCAUUUGGAUCAAAGGUGCGAGAACAUCCUUGUGUGGAAAGCAUGAAGGACAAUGUUUUGAGGGACAGAGGGCGACCGGAGAUCCCUGGCUCAUGGCUCAACCACCAGGGCAUCCAGAAAGUCUGUGAGACUCUUGUAGAGUGCUGGGACCAUGAUCCCGAGGCCCGUCUCACUGCGCAGUGUGUAGCCGAGCGGUUCAAUGAUCUGGAAUACCAGGACACGCUAUCGGGAAGAAGCAGCUCAGAAGAGAAGAUUCCAGAGGACAGCUCUGUGAGCAGUGCCAAGUAGCAACAAAUACAAACUUGCAUAAAUUCACAACAGGAGAAGACCCUGGUCUUUAUUCUUGGAUACACUUUCCUGAGGCAUUGCGAAAUCCUGCCUCUCCCUUAUUUCUGCUUCUCCCAAUAAAAGUUAUUAUUUUAUGGGAAGCAAUAAUGGGGCAUGGUGUCUUGCCACAGCAGUGGGCACCCUGACUAUGUCAUAGUAUAAGCUGUGUUGUUGUUUCCUUACAAAACAAGAUUGUACAACAUGCCAAUAAUAUUUGCACUUUAUCAAUGCCUGUACAUAACUAUGGAAGAGCAAGUGAUACAUACGCACACACAGCAAAGCUCUGCAAGGUGUCAUCCAGGAAUCUAACUAUAGGUAAGACAAUCCAACAAGGGAUGAUUGGGAUGUCUGCCGACACCCUGGCAGCGGCAGUGCCUUAUGUGCCUCACCUAAAGCAAAAGGAGAGUGGGAAGGUGGUGCUAAACAACAAAUACUGUACGCAGUUGCACUUCUGUUGUGCAGUUGAGAGGCAAAUGAUAGGGUUGCAUUGGGUUGGCUGUGUUAGAACCCUCAUUAGCACAUUUGUUAUAACUUUGCAAUGAUGUUUCAGCUGGUUCUUGAACAUCCAGAGUGUGCAUAUUCAGCUGGGUCUAAUUUUCUACAUAACCUCCUGUGAUUUAGAACUGGGGAGUGGAUCAGGGAAUGCUUUUUGUUCCUGUAGAGAGGACUGUUAAUUCAUUCUCUCUUUCUUUGAGCUUGCACUUCAUGUCAGCGGCCUUCCCAACUGGGGGGAGGGAGGCUUCCCUGCUUAAUGAAAUCAGGCAGGGUCAAUUAGAAUUGGAACAGAUGUUUUGCAUUUGCUGUGCAUUCUGACACCAAGUGGGACUUCUCCCUCCCCCCGCCCCCUUUCUGGGAUCAGUAACAUCAUGUCUAGCUUCUUGAGCCCAUUAAGUUCACACUUGAUUUCAUGGCCGGUGCCUUAGAAGAGGAACAGCACAUGAUGCCGAGGAAAAGAUUUGCUACACUCUGCAGGCAUGUUUCAGUCUCUUUUAACUUGAAUUCUAGUCUCCCAAGACUGCAGUCAUUCAAGACUGCUGGCAAUACAAGUGCAUUCCUAAACUUGAUCCCCACAAGGCAUGGCUUACAUUCUUUCAGUCUUCCAAAAUAUUUGGAUUUGGAGCUGGCCUCUCAAGGAAUUUUAACUGAUGGAAUUUCGACAGUCAGUGCUUCCCUGCUCGAUUGUCAGGGUCUCUGAGUUUUGGAGCUCAUGCCAGCUUUCAGGAUCAAAGAGUUUGUCAUCAAGUGCCUUCAGUCCCUUUUCAAAACAAGGAAUUUGUUACCAACACAUAAUUAAACUGCUCAGCCCCAGAAACAAUCCAACAAAGUUAAAAGAUUUAUAUAAAGUGCAAUGCUAAAUCUUUUUUUAUCAUAUAGGACACUGAUUUUUUUUUCUAGGAGUGAUUACUUUGUAUAGUCCAUAAGGGAAAAUGUAUAUUCACAUAGGAGUUAAAAAAUUUAUGAUGAAAAUAUUUAUUUUAAAAAAAAAUGCUUUUUGCAUUUGCUUUUAUAUUACAAAGAAAUAUUUAAGCAUUAAGAGGCCAGGAGAUCAAAAAUUAAAAUGAAAUUCCAACCAUGCUGUCAUUUUAAUAGCAACAGACUGUCUGAACUGUGGAGCUUACUGGCAAAGUAGGAUUAUAGUGGGAUAAAGAGAACGUUCCUGAACAGAGCUAGGAUCUUGUGACCUCUAGUGGUGGUUUCUCAGGGUAGCACGUUGGACAAUAACUGCAGAGGCAAAAGAAACUUUACCACCAACUGGAACAUGGGGUGUAUGAACUCUUAAAAUCUAAACCAAUAGUUUCAAAAUCUGUUUGACUGUUAUGCCUUCCCUCAUGAGCUGGGUGAUCUCCGUUCAAUGAGGACACUGGGACUUUAAAAAAAAUUAUUUCCUUGUCAUAGAACUACAAUUUCCAGAAUCCCUUAGUAAAUAGCUGUGAAAGUCAAACAAGUUUGAAACUGAUCUAAAUUUCUGGCAUAGGUAUGUGUUGGACCUUCACUUCGGGGUUGUGUUAUUCUUGAUGUUUCUCAUGACGUGGCAAAGAGUGAGAGAAUCCAACAGCUCCUGACACAAGUGUUGACAACAUUUUGUACAAUUAUAUGUAAUGGGAAAUGUUAAUUCCUCCGUGGAACACUACCAUUGUGCAACAUGUAUGAAAAUAGGAAUGUGAACAUGUAAUCUUGCUUUUUCCAAAUGUUUCAAGCACUUACAAUAUUUUUAUAUAAAUAAAAUGUUUUAGAUGAA
Molecule: messenger RNA, 4217 nt
Organism: Sphaerodactylus townsendi
Lineage: Eukaryota; Metazoa; Chordata; Lepidosauria; Squamata; Sphaerodactylidae
Gene: TGFBR2
Product: transforming growth factor beta receptor 2
Exons: 7
Coding region: 254-1939 (561 amino acids)
Biological process (GO): protein phosphorylation; cellular response to growth factor stimulus; heart development
Cellular component (GO): plasma membrane; signaling receptor complex
Molecular function (GO): metal ion binding; activin receptor activity; transforming growth factor beta receptor activity, type II
Source: RefSeq, a predicted model, not a curated record